This is a messenger RNA of Apiotrichum porosum, 1359 nucleotides long. RefSeq names its product negative regulator of the PHO system (gene PHO85). Gene Ontology annotation, biological process: protein phosphorylation. NCBI's taxonomy places the organism in Eukaryota, Fungi, Basidiomycota, Tremellomycetes, Trichosporonales, Trichosporonaceae. Gene Ontology annotation, molecular function: cyclin-dependent protein serine/threonine kinase activity; ATP binding. Gene Ontology annotation, cellular component: nucleus; cytoplasm. The record is from RefSeq and is a predicted model, not a curated record. The transcript has 10 exons. The coding region runs from base 1 to 1359 and encodes 452 amino acids.
AUGUACGUCUCCUUCCUCCAACCGAACUAUGUCCAACUGGAGAAGCUCGGCGAGGGCACGUAUGCUACCGUUUACAAGGGUCGGUCACGGACAACGUCUGAGAUUGUUGCGCUCAAGGAGAUCCACCUCGAUGCCGAAGAGGGCACGCCGAGUACGGCCAUCCGCGAGAUCAGCUUGAUGAAGGAGCUCAAGCACGUCAACAUUGUUCGCCUGCACGAUGUCAUCCACACCGAGUCCAAGCUUGUUCUCAUCUUCGAAUACUGCGAGCAAGACCUGAAACGCUACAUGGACACCCACGGCGACCGUGGUGCGCUCCCCCUCAACACUGUCAAGAACUUUACCUGGCAGCUCCUCAACGGCAUUUCGUUCUGCCAUGCCAACCGCGUGCUCCACCGUGACCUCAAGCCCCAGAACCUGCUCAUCAACCGCCGCGGCGACCUCAAGAUUGGUGACUUUGGUCUCGCGCGCGCGUUUGGCGUGCCCGUGAAUACGUUCAGUAACGAGGUCGUGACCCUUUGGUACCGUGCCCCCGACGUGCUCCUCGGCUCGAGGACGUACAGCACCAGCAUCGACAUUUGGAGUGUUGGCUGCAUCUUUGCCGAGAUGAUUACGGGCUACCCCCUCUUCCGUGGCCGUGACAACAACGACCAGCUUGUCCAGAUCAUGAAGAUUGUCGGUACUCCCUCGGACGCCACUCUGCAGCAGAUCAAGAUGAACUCGCCCGAGAUCCAGCUCAAGCAGCCUCUUAGCAAGCACCCCAAGCAGCCGCUCCACGCCAUUGUCCCCAAGGCACCACGAGACGCCAUUGCCCUCCUCGAGCACCUGCUGCAGUUUGAGCCCAACAGGCGGUUUGACGCCAACGAGGCCCUCGCCCACCCGUACUUUACCAGUGGACCCAUCACCCCGGCCGUUGUCGCGCCCAACGUCUCGACCUCGACAGCCUCCCUCGCUCUGCCCGCGCGCGUCGCUGCAAGGGCAAACCAGGCUUCGGCCGCCGUUCAGGCUCAGCAGCAGCAGCAACAACAGGCCGCCGCCGCUCAGCAGCAAGCCGCUGCUGCCCAGGCUCAAGCCCAGGCUCAGGCUCAAGCCCAGGCGCAGGCGCAGGCUCAAGCUCAGGCCCAGGCCCAGGCGCAACAGGCUGCCAUGGCUCAGCAGCAGCAGUACAACAUGAUGCUCGCCGAGCAGGCGCGCCAGCAGCAGCAGGGAUACUAUGCCGACCCCGCAAUGCAGGCUCAAGCGCAGGCGCAGGCUGCCGCGCAGAUGCAGCUCGCGCAGGCUCAGGCCCACGCGCAGGCUCAGGCCCAGGCCCGCAUGGACCCGAAUCAACAGCAGUACUACAUGAACAACGGACAGUACUAA